Messenger RNA from Epinephelus moara (kelp grouper), 7242 nucleotides. It is a transcript of the gene sack1ha, whose product is annotated as family with sequence similarity 83 member Ha. Gene Ontology annotation, biological process: protein localization to cytoskeleton; positive regulation of cell migration; intermediate filament cytoskeleton organization. The record is from RefSeq and is a predicted model, not a curated record. Lineage: Eukaryota; Metazoa; Chordata; Actinopteri; Perciformes; Serranidae. Gene Ontology annotation, molecular function: keratin filament binding. Gene Ontology annotation, cellular component: keratin filament. The transcript has 6 exons. Bases 334 to 5871 code for a protein of 1845 amino acids.
GGACACAGAGCUGUGAGGAGCACAAGUGAGCAAACUGUGAGCUAAAAGUCGAGGCGGGGCGAAAAUUAGUCGACAGCAGCCGUCUCUCUCUAUCUGUGAGUGUGUGUGUGUGCUCUCUGUCUCAAACAUUCUCGCCAACAUGCCUCAAGCAUGACAAUAAACUGGUUUAGCUGGGUGAAGGGGUAGAAGCAAUGUAACAGAAAACUUUCGACAAGUCCCACCUGGACUAGAAGCACGGCGCAGUUGUGGAGGAAAACAUGGUGAAGAAGGCAACAUGACGGGAUUAAAGUUUAACAUGGAAGUUUGACGAGUCAAUAACAGCGGGACUACAGUAUGGCACGACGCUCUCAGUGUUCCUCUGCUGGGGAUAACCCCCUGGACCCCAACUACCUCCCCCCUCACUAUCGGGAAGAGUACCGCUUAGCCAUUGACGCACUGAUUGAGGAGGACUUGGAGGGAUACUAUCAGUUCCUCCAAAAAGCAGAUGUGGUGGACUUCCUAUCCACACCUGAGAUUCACUAUAUCCAAAGCUCUGUCCAGGUCCCUCAGCAGAGCAACUACCCUGAACAACAUUUUCUGGAGACUGGGGGAGAUGGCUCCUCAGACACUUACUGGCCGAUUCACUCGGACCUGGAAGCCCCAGGCUUGGACCUUGGCUGGCCUCAGCUGCAUCCCUUCCUUGGACCCACAGAGGUCACCACUCUGGUCAACCCGCCUGAGCCUGACAUGCCGAGCAUCAAGGAGCAGGCACGACGACUUGUCAAGAAUGCUCGACAGGUGGUUGCUAUAGUGAUGGACAUGUUCACUGAUGUUGACAUGUUUGCGGAUAUUCUCGAUGCUGCCAUGAGGAACGUUGCUGUCUACAUCAUUCUGGAUGAGCAGAAUGCACAUCACUUUGUCCACAUGGUUUCCAACUGCAGAGUCAAUCUACACAACAUUCAACUUUUGCGCGUGAGAACAGUGUCUGGCAUCACGUAUCACUGCCGCUCAGGGAAAUCCUUCAAAGGUCAGAUGAUGGAUCGUUUCUUGUUGACAGACUGCAGGGCUGUGCUGAGUGGAAACUACAGCUUCAUGUGGUCUUUUGAGAAGCUCCACCGCUGUAUGGCACACCUUUUCCUUGGACAACUUGUAACGACCUUUGAUGAAGAGUUUCGGAUUCUGUACGCUCAGUCUGAACCGCUGGUGAUUGAAAAUGUCAAUCCAAUGGAAGAGUUUAGCCUUGUUCAGAAGAGGCAAUAUCCAAGUGAAAGAACAAUGUACAGAGAGCCAAAGAAAUUUCAGUCACUGGACACCGCUCAUCCAGAGGAAUGGCUGAGACAGUCCUAUGAUGAACGUAUGGAUAUUGAUCGGAGAAUGAUGCCUCUCAAAAAGCAGGAGUCCCUGCACGGCCCUGCAGAAAUGUACGGUAGAUUUCCAUCUCAGCAAUCUCGCAUGGAUCCUUCCUUUGAUCAGGGCCCCUCCAGGAUGCCCUUGAUGGAAAAUCUCGCCUUCAAACGUCACAGUUAUGCUGAAGGUGCUCAUGGUAGAUUCUCCUACCCAUUCUUGCAGCAACAGGGAAUGCCAGAGCCUGAGAACCAGGGAAGGCAGUUUCACAGGGGGCAGCAGCCUUAUCUAGGACCAGGAAAAGAAGCAGAUUACAGUACCUAUGACAAGUUCUGGAACCAAGACUUUCAAUCAGCAGAUCAGUACUCUGAACCUGGUUUCCCACAGGAGAUUGAACCACCUGAUAACUUUGACCCUGUGCUGAACUAUUUAUCAUCAACCAGAUUAGCAGACUUUGACCAGGGUUCAGAGAGAUUACCACCUGGAGCAGAUUUACCGUUUGGUUCAUCUCACCAUAGAAGACUGAGUUUGGGCAAGCUACGUGCAUCUCAAGUAUCUCCCACCCCCUCAAAUCCAGAUCAGAAGCCGUUAAUUCAGGAGCCGAACACAGAUCGCAAGGAUCCCAUGGUGAAACGGGGGCUAAGAAACUGGAGGAUUAGCUCCUACCUCAGUACAUAUGACAAUACAGGAGAUGAAGGCCUGCCAUCGACACCACCUAAUGCACCAGAUCCUUUUGAAGAGACCACCAACGUCAUACAGCAAACACCAGGCACAGAUUUACAGGUCCCGAAAAUCCCUAAUGUCAGAGAGUUUAAGGUUCCUGCAAUACCCAGGGUAAGUCAGAUGCCAAGUUAUGCCAAAACCACAGCACGAGAACAGCCAAAGAAAUUGCUUGAUGAACCAACUGCAGCAGCAGCAGCAGAGACCAAAACAACACCAACACCUUCAGAAUCAUCAUCCACAACUGAAACAGACAAGAUGGAGGAGGCAGAACAAAAGGAACCAAAAACUGUUGGUCUUCGAAGGGAGGAGUCGUUCCGUAGGAAAUACAAUGCAGCAAUACCGAGGAGCUCUAGGUUAAGAUCAUCUCUGAUUUUCAGCUCUAUGGAGCAGCAGAAUACUUCUCAAGACACCAAAACCGCUCCAGGCCAACAGGAUGAGGAAACUGACAAAAAUGAGGCAGAACAGACAAAACUACCUUUUGUUUCUCAGGUUUUGGGACAAAGAAGGGCUACUGCAAGAGAACCGUUUGAAUGGACCCGUUACAUAAAGUCAGCCACCUUUGAUAGCUCUUCCACAGACCCAUCCAAACAAGAUGAUGGAAACAGUAAAGCAGAUGAUAAAGAUUCACCAAAGGAAGAAAAUUCAAAAAAUCUUUCAGAAGUACAAGAACCAUUAAAAUCGCCAGAUGUAGAGCAAACAAAUUCUUCACCAUCAGUGCCUCAAUCGAAGGCUUCUGAAGCUAAGCUGCCCAAAACUGAUCAACCAUUACAGUCAUCCAAAUCUUUCCUCGCCACUCCAUCCCAUGUAGAUAUGAAUGAUCCUGAGAAGAGGUUCAUGUUUUUCAAAGAAUUGGCAGCAAAACGCAAAGCUGCUAAGGCUGCAGAACCUGAAAAGAGUAAAGAUAAUGCUUCGCUGAAACCAACAACUGAGCUGAAAAACAAUACUACUGUUAUAAAGAAGGAACCUGUACCAAAAGAAACCGCAGAAAAGAAGGCUGACACUUCAACAUCUGAGAGUUUAUUAGAAAAAAAUGCUGCUGCAGAGGAUGCAGGGAAAACAGAAGCAUGCAAGUCAGUCAGUCUGUCUUUAGAUGUCAGUGAUAAGUCAGGACAGGACAGUCAGGUUAUGACUGAUCCCAAAAGCUUUAUACAAGAACAAACCAGCGUUUCAACUGAUUUGGAGGGAACUAAGCUAAAGAAAAGCCAGUCAGCAGUAACUCUGCCUGUCUUGGCAGAAAAAGAAGCACCUCAGAGCAAACCACCAGCAGAGCGAAAGCUGUCAAAUCCUGCUGUAAAAACAAGGAGCCCCAGUCAGCCACCUACACCAACAAAUGCUACUCCUGCUAGUGUUUCUUCUCUUGCAAAAGGCACUAACGGAAGUGAAAGCCCACGCCUUGAUUCUACCUCGAAGGAGUCUAGUUCACUCACUUCCAGUUCAGUGGAGGUAUCACCAUCUUCUACAUCUGCUGCACUGAAUUCUAACAUCCCAAAUCCUAAAUCAGUUCAGUCAGAAACCAGCACAUCCGCUUCUCCACUGCUACCCAAACAACGAGCUGGAACAGAAUUAAGCUCUUCCAAACCAUUGGGCCAAAGUUCUUCCUCUGAUCACAUUCUGCCAGAUUCGGGUUCACAGAUCAGUCCAAGUCCUGCACCAACUUCAGCAGAGACCACACCCUCCAAAGUUACCCAAGCAGACUUGAGCUCAACCCUAACUUCCAGCAAAGGCUCCCCAAAAACAAAGCAGUCUGUCAGCUCCUCAGUGCAAGAACCCUCCCUAAUGACAUCAUCUGAGACCCCUUCAGGAGAUGACUCUGCACAUUUGGAAUCUAAUAUUUCUCCUGACACAUGUGCUGCUGGUUCAGAGAAAAACUUAUCCUCAUUAGAGUCCACGUCAAAGACGGACUCUAAAGAACGUUGUGCUCCUACACCUUCAGAAGAAGAUGUUCCUGCAUCAGAAAACAUCACUCUUCGAAAGGCUGUUGAAGAAGAAUCUGAGCAUUCUGGAUCAUCAAAGGAUGUCAAAGCUGACAGCACACCUCCUAGCCUUAGCACUUCAUUGCCUGAAUCUAAUCUAUGUGAUGUGUCUGAUCUGGAAAGGAAAUCCAAAUCUGAUCGAAAUGAGGCUAUAAAUCCUACUCCCUCCGCAGCAGACACUCCACCCAAGCAGUCUGCAGCAGAAUUAAGCUCUACUGUCCAUCCAGACUUAACUCCUAAUGUUUCCCAGGCAAAAGCAACUGCAUCACCUCAAGAUGCACCAAUACAAGCGACCCCUCCCUCUGAACUUAACCUGAAAGGAUCUGUCACUCCUACUCCUGCUGGAACAGUAUCAUGUUCUCCUCUAACUGUGUCAGUUGGAUCAGUUUUGUCACCUGAGGCUGAAAAAACAUUGUCUGCAUUGCACAGUCAAGAUACUAAUGCUCUUCCCAAACAGAUUCCAAAAGACUCAAAUGAAACUCCACUCCUCCCAUCAGCAGAAUCAUCUAGCUCAGCUGAGCCUACCUCAAAAGUCCCAAAAGAGGCUGAUCUGCCCUGCAAAACACCUGAAUCUGUGAUUUCUAAAACCCAUCCUUCAGAGCCACUCGUACCUGCUAAAACAGUAUCAUGUUCUUCUCCUCUAACUGAGUCAGUUGGGUCAGCUUUGUCUCCUGAGGCUGAAAAAUCAUCAUCUGCAUUGCCCAAUCCCCCAGAUACUAAGUCUCCUCCUAAACAGGUUGCAGCAGACUUAAACAAAACUCCAAAGCUCCCAUCAACAGAAAGGUCCAGCCCAACUGAGCCUACCUCAAAAGUCCCAAAAGAGGUUGAUCUGUCCUGCAAAACACCCGAAUCUGUGACUCCUGAAACCCAUCCUUCAGAGCCACUUGUACCUGCUGAAACAGUGUCAUGUUCUCCUCCAACUGAGUCAGUUGGAUCAGUUUUGUCCCUUGAAGCUGAAAAGUCAUCACCUGAAUUGCACAGCCCCCCAGAUACUAGCUGUCUUCCCAAGCAGAUUGCAACAGACUUAAAUAAAACUCCAAAGCUCCCAUCAACAGAAACGUCUAGCCCAAGUGAGCCUACCUCGAAAGUCCCAUCACAGCCCAAUCUGCCAUGCAAAACACCUGAAUCUGUGACACCUGAAACCCAGCCUUCAGAAUCACACGUAACUGCUGAAAAUAGUAAUAUGGACAGUCAGAAUAAAGUAAGCAAAGAGCCUGAAAAGCCUGACCCUGUUAAGAAAGAAACUGCUGAUACCAAGACCACAAAUGAUUUUAAUAAAGAAACUGAUCUUCAGCUCGUUAAGAAAGAAACUGCUGACACCACGACCACAAAUGAUUUUGAUAAAGAAACUGAGCUCCAGCCUGUUAAGGAAAAAACUGUUGAUACCAAGGACAGAAAUGAGGUUAAUAAAGCCACUACACAGGGAUCGGUCUGCAUUGAGAAAACAAAUGACCAAGUAAAGCAAAAUAAUUGCUCUGAAUCGCCAGAGGUCACAUCAGAUAAAGUAUCUCCCCAGUCACCACAGUCCAAGCAGCCAAAAUCAAGCCAGUCUCGCUAUCAAUCAUCAACAGCCAACGUGCUCUCAAGCAGCAACCUCAGAGACGAUACAAAGCUGCUUCUAGAGCAAAUUUCUGCUAAUAGCCAAAACAGGAACGAAGCUGCCAAAGACUCCCCUGUCACAGAUGAUGAGAAAGAAGACAAAGCUGACAAAAAGCAGGAGAAAGAAAAAGGGAUCAGCUCACUCACCAGAGGGCAGCCUAAGAUAAGUGAAGAUCGUGAGAAGCUGUUAGAGAGGAUUCAGAGCAUGAGGAAGGAGAGGAAAGUUUACAGCCGAUUUGAGAUGGCACCUUAAAUGGGAUCCGAUGAAAGUUGAGAGGAUAAACAGCACACACGGUGUGUGUAGCAAGAAGCAAAGUCAAGUAAAACACUGAGAUGAUGGGGUAGCCAAGUAGCUCACCUGGUAGUGUUUGCGCUCCAUGUACUGAUGCUGAGACCCCCCCACCCACCACCCAUUCUCGUCACUCUUUGUCUGUAGUUUCUAAUAAAGGCAAAAGACCAAAAAAAAGCUGAAAUGAUGACGAAGGCAUUUUAUCACCAAAUAUAUUUAACAGAAAUAGAUUUCUCUAUUUGUAUUCUGCAAACAAGGCAUAUUAUGUGAAGAAGAGGCAGCAAAGCAGUAUCAGUGGCACUGAACUUGAAAGGGCAGAACAUUAAGUAAAAUAACUAAAAAUAUAAACCUGGUGACCAACAAAGGGCUUCUUCCUGUGGGUGAAUCACCAAGAUGUUACCAGUGUAAAAAGUACAUGGACUGAGACUACAUGUGUGAUCAAAUAUGUUUUUUACUGACUGCAUGGGUAAAGUGCAAUGUUUGCAAAAGGGUGCUUCUAUGAUGAGGUCUGUUCUAGCCUUUUUGACAGCCAUUAUUGAUGUUAUCUGGUUUUAAGACAAAAUGUGACAUAAAAGUGUAACAGAUAAUCUUAAGUAGUAGGUGUUUGUACAACUGUAAUAUACUGUAGCUUAUAUUUUAGUAUUUCACAAUCACGUUAAAGAUGUUGAUAAUCACGUGUCUGUGAAACAAGUGGAUAUAUAAAUGUAUAUCCAUGCAGGACUGUUGUUGUUCUGGUGUAAAUAAAUGAUAGCUUUAAAUCUUUGUAAGCUGAAACAAACAUGGAAUUGAUGAAAAAUGAUGAACAAACCUGAGAUUGAAACAGAUCUGCAGCUAAAACAUGAUGUACCUACAAUACGAAUGUGUAGAUGAUUGCACCACACAGUAUGUGAUGUUUUUUUGUUUCUUUUUUUCUAUCAAACUUUGAUUACAACAGGACUCAUAGAGGAUAAAUGUCAGUUUUCCAAGCUGCUUGUAGUGGUCUUAAAGGGUCAGUUCACCCAAAUUAAAUGAGUCAUCCAAAUUAUUUGUAUUUUGAUGAUUUGGGAACAAACAACAUAAGGAAAGAUAUGCUGCUUUUUAAGUGUUUCAAUUGUUGGAUUCCUGUACGGCAACAUUCCACUGGGGCUGAGUGACUCAGACGGGGUUAUGUUUGUAAUUUGCUGGAACUGACCCUUUAACUGUCUCUGAAAAUGAAAAAGAGAAAUUCCAAAACUGCAAAAUAUUUACACAACAAUAUGUAAAACUGUGCUCUGAUAGUUACACUUUUUUAUAAUGGAUCUAUCAAACUGUCUUCAGCAACACUUGCCUUUUGUAAAUAAAAUUUCUUAAAGUGUU